AUGAAGGACCAUCUCGUCGAUGAUGAUGAGGCCGAAAUGAUCCGUUUUCGAAGGUCCGCCUUCUCUGUGGUCACUAUUUCUACUGUGACAAUCCUUGGCUGUAUUAUCCUCACUCCUCUCGCCUAUCAUAACGUUCAGAAGUUGCACAGUACUUUACUUAACGACGCCCACUUCUGUAAGAGUCGAAAUCGUGAUCUCUGGGGAGAAGUUGUGACUGUUUCAUUGGGAAAAGGUCACCACGAAACAGUAGAGCGGCUGAGAAGACAAACAAUAGAGCGGCCAGCAAGUCGAUGGCUCUUCGGUCACCUGAUAACUACGAAUACGAACCGUGAACGGAGGCAGGGAAAAUACCAAGCAGAGGAAGCAGCAGGAGAAGCAGGAGCUGGAGGAAGUGGAACAUUACCAGAAGCUGGCGCAAAUGUCAAUCAAUCUAAAAACUUAGUUCUUGGAGGAGGUCAGGGAUGCUGUGGAUGUCAAACUGGCCCACCUGGGCCGCCAGGAGAUCCUGGGGAAGACGGCGAUGAUGGCAAAGAUGGACAGCCUGGAAUCAGCGGUCAACCUGGACAGGGUGCUCUAGGGGAAUAUGCUAACGAAGAAUUAUUCACAACGAAUGGAUCCCGCUCCUUUUCCACGCAGUUGGCGGUUCCAUGUGUUCGAGAGUGCCCUCCCGGACCACCAGGAGCACCAGGAUCGCCUGGCGAGAAAGGACCUCGGGGCUACCCAGGAGAAACCGGAGAGCCUGGAACACCAGGAAAACCGGGAGAGAAGGGACCGGCUGGUAAGGCUGGAUCUCCUGGACCUACUGGGUAUCCAGGGAGAGCAGGAGAAAAGGGUGAGAGUGGUAAAAGUCUUCCGGUGGAAGCUCCUCCUGGUCCGCCUGGUAGGCCCGGAGAAAUGGGACCUCCUGGACCUCCUGGUCCUCCCGGAGAGAAAGGGAGACAAGGAGAACCUGGACUGCCGGGAAUCCAAGGAGAUCGAGGACCUCCAGGACCAUAUGGUAAGCCUGGAGGUGCAGGACCUCCCGGACCCGAUGGAAUCCCGGGAGAGUUGGGAAGCUGCGAACAUUGUCCUCCGCCAAGAACACCUCCCGGCUAUUAG
This is a messenger RNA of Angiostrongylus costaricensis, 1098 nucleotides long. The record is from the annotation of a GenBank genome assembly. NCBI's taxonomy places the organism in Eukaryota, Metazoa, Nematoda, Chromadorea, Rhabditida, Metastrongylidae.